This is a messenger RNA of Quercus lobata, 873 nucleotides long. RefSeq lists its product as uncharacterized. The transcript is spliced from 3 exons. Gene Ontology annotation, biological process: DNA integration. NCBI's taxonomy places the organism in Eukaryota, Viridiplantae, Streptophyta, Magnoliopsida, Fagales, Fagaceae. The record is from RefSeq and is a predicted model, not a curated record. Gene Ontology annotation, molecular function: nucleic acid binding. Bases 1 to 873 code for a protein of 290 amino acids.
AUGAAGAGGUAUUUAGAAGAAGUAAAAUACCGAAUCAGCGACCUCGAAGUCAAAUUCAUUCAAAUCUCAAGGGAAGAAAACGAAUGUGCCGAUCAUCUAGCAAAAGCUGCAUUAGCUGAGUUUAUGCUUGUCCCCGAACAGGUAUUAUCAUUCGUUCAACUCUCCUCACUUAUCAAUGACGGAAUAAGUAUGCAGGAAGUAGACUCUGAAUGCAAUUGGACUACGCCAUUAAUAUUCUACCUAAAAACUGGUGUGUUACCGGACGAGAAGGGCGCCGCAAGAAAGUUGAAGGUCCAGGCAUCACGGUACGGGAUACCCAGAGUACUGGUCUCUGACAAUGGUAAGCAAUUCGACAACAGCGCAUUCAGAGACUUCUGUUCAGAGCUAGGGAUCAAGAAUCACUACUUGUCUCCUGCACACCCACAGGAAAAUGGGCAAGUCGAAGUCACGAACUGGUCCUUGCUCAAGAUAAUCAAGACACAGCUUAAGGGGGCAAAGGAAGUGGGGCUCACAAGCUACCGGGUGGAGAGCUACAGUGAAGAUAGGAACAAAGAGGCCAUGCGCCUCCAGCUCGACCUAGUGGACGAAGUCAGAGCGGUAGCAGAGCAACGGUUAGCGCUUUAUCAGAAUCUCAUGGCAAAACACUACAACACCACAGUGGGGCAUAGGGACUUCCAGGUCGAUGAUCUUGUACUACGGAAAGUAAUGGGUGUCGCUAGAGAUCCUUCGCAAGGAAAGCUUGGCCCCAACUGGGAAGGACCCUACAGGAUCGCAUCAUGGCAAAGGAAGGGGACCUACCACCUCGAGACAAUGGACGGACAAAAGUUGCAGCACCCUUGGAACACGGAGCAUCUACAGAAAUACUACCAGUAG